AUGAAGUUGGAGGAGUUUGAAUCAAACUUGAUCCACUUCUUCCCUUUUAAGUUUGACUCUUCAACAUCAUCAGUCAAAGUCGUUGCCAGGAAUGUUUAUUUUGAUCACGACCAAGGUGCAACAAAUGAAUCAUUCAUUGCUUUGAUCAAAGAAACAACAGGGCUACAGAUAGAUGACGUAAAGAUAGAUGGGCCAAACACUUCCAACAACAACAACAACAACGUCGAGAUAUCGGAGUCAACAGAGGUAGUUGGCAACUCACCAUCAAUCAGUCCAGACACAGGGUCUGUGCACUUCAGCUUGCCAGCGCAUCACUAUGGCCGACUUGUUGACACGCCAAUCCUUCUCAAGGAUCGACAGAUCGUAUUUGAAAAGGUGUCUGGAGGACUGUCUACACUUGUCCUACAAGGCCUGCCACCGGGCAUCGACUUCAAGACAGUACAAUCUGUCUUUGAGGGCUCUAUUGAUGUCGUGUUGGACAACCCCUCAUGCUUCAAGAGGAUCAGUGAUACGGUGGUCGAGAUCGAGUUACCUUAUGAGCAGUAUGAGGUGAGCUUGAGCGAGGGCUCGGUCAAGGUCAAAGGCACAAUGGUCAAGAUAAUGGAGAAACAAACCAACUUGUUGCUCAUUGCCAUGAAUGACCCUUUGUUAGAGCCGCAGUCACUAUCCAAUAUCUUUAUGGAAUCCCACUCUGUCGGGGUCGACCCUGGAGACAUUCGCUUGUCAGAUGACAAGAAGGUGGCCAUGGCACAGUUUGACAAGGUUACUCAGGCCGAGUUUGACAGUCUGCUCAAGAGCAUCAAGGAUGAUCAGCACAUCCUGAGGAUCAAGAGGAAGAGUGCCCUUUGUAUCCACAACCGACCCAACGAACACAUCAUCAGGUAUACAUUGAGCAGGAAUGAGUUCAACUCGCAUGAGCUCCAUAUGGUGUUGGCGCAAACCAUUCAGCGCACCAUGUCCGUCAACAACAACAACAACAACAACAACAAUGAGUACUCAACACACAUACUUCAAGUAUACCAGUUCCCAGAAGGAAUGAGUGGCUUCAUCACACUGAGCUCCAGAGAGCUUAAGGACAGUCUGUUGAACAUCAAGCAGCUUGAGCUAGACAGGCUACAGGAGCAGAUGCAUCAGCCUCAGCCUCAGCCACAGCCACAGUCAAUGCCCAGGACCCCUCAGAUGGCCCCUCCAACCAAUCAAUCAUUUAGCCAGCCUGGUACACCAAUGCGUAUGCACUCCAAUGAUAUAGCAUGGCAUCCAGAGAAUGAAGAGAUGAUAUUUUAUGGUAGAGGUGGCAACCUCCAUGAUACUAGUCUGUCCUCAAGUGGAUACUCUGCCCCUUCUCAAGUCAAUGUGCCCAUCUCAAUGUCUACAUCGUCCACAUCAGUGUCGACCACGACUGGUAGCCCUGUGUUGUCCACUUCAUCGACGGGCAUCACGAACAACAACAACAACUGCAAGGAGCCACAGCCACAGCCACGCACCAAGUUUGUGGUGGCUUCCAAUGCACCGAAAUGGUUGAAGCAUGAUGAGUUGGCCGCCACCCUUAGGAAGGCCAAUUACAAGGUCCUGUUCAUCACAAUACGAUCAAAGUUUGCCUAUGUAGAGUUGGACAAGGAAUCACACGCCAAGCUAUUGGCACAGAAGACGCUGACUAUUCAGCAAGGCAAGAUAGUUGAGUUUACAGACUACACUAAGGAGAUACCAUAUUAUUAUGUGUAUCUCUAUCCUGACCCUAGCAGACAUCACAACUGGGUCGUGCUCAAUCUCUUGAGGAAGGUUUCUCCAAUGAUUGGAGUGCUCCAGGGUGCCCCGCAUGAUCAUUUGCAGGUGCCCGUGCCCACGGAUGAUGAGAGGAAGCUGCUUCUCGACCGCAAGUUGAUGACUGCUAAGGACAAGACCUUUGUGGAGGACAAGUCCAAGAAUCAUCGUGGCAAGAUCAUCUCUAGCUUUUGGCUAUUCGAUGCCGCGCAGCCCAGGAAGAUGGAGCACCGUGUCACUCAUAUCUCCGACACGACCAACAUGUACUUGGAGAAGGUGAACGUUCUACACUUCAUCAUCAAGGAGCAUAGUGUCAUGGCUGUGUUGGUGAAGGAUGGCGCGUCCACCUCGGUCAAGUUGAGCAGUCCCCUCAAGAGUCUGGAGCCAGCCAACACAUACCUGAACAACAAGAUCAAAGAAGUGAAGGAGACGACUCUCCACUUGUCCUUCGAAUCGUUGCUCAUCAGAGGAAUGGUGCAUCACUUCUUAACUGCGUCCCUAAAGAGCAAGCCAAACAUAGUCUAUUCGAUCAAGGAGUCGAGCAAUAAGGACAAGCAUAUGAUACAGCCGGUUCUAUGUGGCCCUGAUUCCGAAGUCAAAGAGGUCUUGGCCGCUCUCCAUGAUAUUGAACAUCGAGUGCGCCCGCUGCCCCAGGUCUCCUUAAUACCCGAUGCGGUCGAGAAUGAGUUUUCUAUCAAGGCCGCCAUCGAAGGCUCCAACAUCAUAUUCUGUGGCCCCAAAGCAAAGGUCAAGAACUUUGAGAACCACUUAGAGUCUAGCGGUGACAAGCGUAUGGAGAUACCCAUGUCCAAGGGCGUGCAGUUCUUCUUUAAGAAGUUUGUCAAGCAGGACAUUGAACACCGUAUCAAGAUCACCGAGUCCAAGAACGGUUUGUUCUUGGUGGGCGACGACAAGGAUUUACAGGAGGCCAAGCGCAUGCUAGACCAUCUUACCAAGUCGGUGGAGAUGAUCAGCUUCACCAAGACAUUCUCGGAGGUCGUGAAGAUGGAGCUGACCAACUGGUAUCAGGCCUACUUCAAGGACGAGCCAAUCUUUUGCCACUUCAUGAGGUCCAAGUCCAACCCCACCAAGCGCCAGACCAAGUCAUCGUGGAGUGGAAGCGAGGACGAGGAGUCGAGCGUGGAUGAAAGCGAGUUAGACUCAUCAUCUGAUGAUGAGUUCAUACCAGCAUUUGAUGAGAAGCUCGUCAUACUAGACUUGGAGUUCUACAUUCAUCGUGAGCGCAGCUAUCAAGCACUCAAGGACAAGGUGGAGAAGUUGGAGAGACAAAAGGAAGGCAGGGCAGUGGAAAUCAAGGACCUGUCACAAGACGAGAUACGCUACAUCAUGACCAGCUUUGAGAAGCAACGCGCUCGUCUGUUUAAGACCAAGAACUCCAUCUAUGUUCAAGGACUGUGGGAGCAGGACGUCAAGAAGCUGCUCAGCGACAUCCAAAUCAAGAGGGAGUCGUUCGUCACGAUGGACCAGACGGCGACUCUCCAGGAGUGGCAGCACAUGUACCUGGCAGUCGAAGCGAGGAAGGAUGAGAUGCAGACUAGGUUCGGCGUCAAGCUAAGCUCGGAUAACCUCAAACCAUGCUUCAUCAUCAAGGGCAAGCCAAAGGAUGUGAUGACGGCCAAGAAGCAUAUCAACGAGCUUAUCAAGGAUCUCAAGGGCCAGGAAUUCGAGUUGCCCUUGCGCAUGGCCAAGAACCUUGAUGAGACCAUCGAGCUGAGGAGGAAGCUGACUGAAGCCUUUGAGGUUAUGAUGUAUCACGUGCCCAAUCAGUCACGAAUCAAUGUGAUAGGUUCGUCGAAGCUCAACUGGAACGACGUGGCCAACUUUAUCAACAAGCUCAAACAUGUUGAAGCCUUGUGGCCACCAGAAGACAAACCCGCUCUCAAGGAAGACUUCAAGCCGCAUUCAAGCUUCGUGGUGGACAUGAACCUGCUCUCAUUCAAACAUGAUAGCAACAGCUCCCGUUUCCGACUGACUGCCAAGACACAGGAGGACAUUGACGGCGCAAUCAAAGCACUGGAUGAGCUUGUCAAGGAUGCUGAGAUGACAUCAAUCAAGAUCGAGCUCAAGCCUGAGUUCAUCUCAAUCCUUGUCAAGUACGAUCCAGAUGGAGAGCUGAAAGAACUGUUUGGCAAACAUCAAGACGUCAAGUUUGAGAAGUAUGAGUCAGCGCUCUACGUCCAACUCAUGGGCAAGAAGAAGGCGGUCGAUGCCGCCCACAAGGAUACAGUGGCGUGGGUCAAGGCCAAGACUUCCGCGUUGGCAACUCGCCAACACCCACUACCAAGGGUCAUUGCCAAUGAGGUGCUCAAGUCUGGCUUCGUCAAGUCAUUCUUUGGUGCCAACAAGGUGCUACUGCAGCCUGACGUCCGCACCAACAAGACCAUGCUCUCGGUUACUUACGGAGGCGUGACCAUCGAGGUCAACAAGGGCGACAUACUCUUGGAGCACUCUGAAGCCAUCGUCAACGCUGCCAACAAUGAGCUUCAACAUCACGGUGGCAUUGCGAGGCAUAUUGCCGACGCCGCUGGCUUGGACUUUGAAGUUAAAUGUCGCGAUCUAGUCCACAGCAAGGGCAAGGUCAAGACUGGCAGCGCUAUGUCCACCCCCUCCGGCAAGCUGUACUUCAAGGCCAUUAUCCAUGCAGUGGCUCCCAUUUGGAGCUCAUCUAACCAGGCUCACUGCAAGCUUCUUCUUAGGUCUGCUGUGAUAGCGUCACUCUGGGAGGCAGUCGACAUUGGGUGCACGAGUGUCUCGUUGCCAGCCAUUGGUUCCGGAAUCUUUGGCAUACCCUAUGAGGUAUGUGCCACCAUCACCAUUCAGGCCAUCUAUGACUUUAUCGACAAGAACAACAAGACACCCUUGAAGUCAAUCAAAGUAUGUGACAACAAUGAUGACAAGGUUCUGCUCUUCAGCAAUGAGCUUCAGUCCAAGUCGUCCCCACUUGGUCGGUCUCUAUUCACUGGUCCACAGUCCACUGCGACCACUCUGCUGCGCGAGUUGGCCAACAACAACUUCGACGACAGCAAUGAGCCUUUCAAAGUGGCAUACCAGUGGAAGUGGCAAGAGAAUGAUGGAUCGUACGUCAAGUUUGAUGUGGACCAGAACUAUCAGAUUGAGUACGCCUACUUGAAGGGUGACAAGAAGCUGGAGGUGCAGGGCGACUUGGAGAUGCAGAAGAAUGGCCAACGCUAUGAGAUCGACUUGGUCAACAAGACCGAGCUCAACACCCACUUUAAGAAGAAUGCUCGUUCAAUCAUUCGAGAGAGGAUGCUGUUGGAGUCUGCUGCAGGCGCCAAGCAGUCGACGUGGUACUACCGCGACGAACGAUCAGGUCGUACAGUCUCCAUCCCCGACCCCACCAACCAGAUAGACCUUGCACAGCAGCGACAGCAACAUCUCAAGAUCGGCAACUACAAGGUGAUGUUCCCAACCUCCACUGUGGAGGUCUACACCGGUGUGCUCAGGACUGGUACAUACCCUUUGAUCAACAGCUAUCAAGAGCAGUUUGAUCGACAUCUCGAGUCUGUGAACAAGCCCAAGCACUCGGACAUCUCGGCUGACGACCUCGAGCAGGACCAGCCAGAGGAGGAGAGUCAGAAGGUCAACAUCAGAAUCACCGCACUCACCCAGGAGAGGCUACAAACAGCCAUCAUCACACUUGAGAAGACCAUCAAGGACACCCUGUACGAGGACCGACUGGUCCAGAUCACGGUCGAGGAGUACAAGAAACGUGACCUCAAGACUGUGUUGGACAAGGUGGCCAAGCAGCAUGGCUGUGAGAUCAAGGCUACAAAGGAUGCGAUCAGAUUGAUCGGACCAAAGGAGAGCGCAUCUGCCGCCGAGAUCAAGAUGAUGAGACUGCUCCUCAUCUCGUCCAAAGACACCAUCAGCUAUCCUUGGGAGAAGUACCUUCAACAGGAGCAAACGGCCAACUGUGUGAUAACACAACUCGAUCCACAGUCGGCCGAGUACCAAGCCAUCUUGCAGAGGGUGCACCAGUCCAUACCAACGAUCGUCAUGGUCAAGAUUGAGAGGAUACAGAACAAACAUUUGUGGGAAAGGUACGCCACACGCAAGCAGCAGAUCCUCAAGAAGAUGAACGUCAAUGUCAACAACAGCAACAACUCAUCGACCGAUCUGGCAUCAACGGAGAUGAUGCUGUUCCACGGUACCAGAGCCAACAGCCCAACUUUGAUUUACAAUGACGAGGAUGGCUUCGAUACCAGGUUCAGCAACCAAGGCAUGUGGGGUGUGGCCACCUACUUUGCCGACAAGGCGUCAUACUCCCUCACCUACAGCUCAGUAUUGCCAAGUCGACAUCGCCAGAUGUUCUAUGCCCGCACGAUGCUUGGUGACUGCACACACAUCAUGCCCAAUCGUGCAUUCACGAAGCCGCCACAAAAGCCAGACAACCAAAAAGGCUACACUGAGUACUAUGACAGCAUCAGUGGCGAGACCGGAGGUAGCAAAGUGUACAUGGUCUACGAGAACAACAGGGCGUAUCCAGAGUAUCUCCUCACCUACAACUAA
This is a messenger RNA of Acytostelium subglobosum LB1, 6312 nucleotides long. RefSeq lists its product as hypothetical. The transcript has 3 exons. Gene Ontology annotation, cellular component: nucleus; cytoplasm. The coding region runs from base 1 to 6312 and encodes 2103 amino acids. Gene Ontology annotation, biological process: negative regulation of gene expression. The record is from RefSeq and is a predicted model, not a curated record. NCBI's taxonomy places the organism in Eukaryota, Evosea, Eumycetozoa, Acytosteliales, Acytosteliaceae. Gene Ontology annotation, molecular function: transcription corepressor activity; NAD+ poly-ADP-ribosyltransferase activity.